Rubroshorea leprosula is the source of this 1792-nucleotide messenger RNA. The record is from the annotation of a GenBank genome assembly. Lineage: Eukaryota; Viridiplantae; Streptophyta; Magnoliopsida; Malvales; Dipterocarpaceae.
CUCGUUUUCUUUGAAAAAGCCUCUAUAAGUUUUACUGAUACUCAAACUUACCAAAAAUACAAAAGAAGUUUACUGAUACUCUGGCAUUAUGGGGUCGGCCGAGUACCAGCCGUUGCUUCUGGGCCUCGACUCACACUCCCGGAUUCCAGACUUGUCUUCGGCUGCCGUUGAAGAGUUUCUUGAACAUGGACCUGUUGCGGUCCGAUGGUGGCCCAGGCUGGCGGCAUGGGAGUCCAGGCUCCUAUGGCUCCUCUCCGGCUCUUCAAUUAUUGUUUCUAUUUUCAAUUAUAUGCUUAGUUUUGUCACCUUGAUGUUCUCCGGCCACCUUGGCUCUCUUGAGCUUGCUGGAGCUUCCAUUGCUAGUGUUGGAAUUCAAGGUCUUGCUUAUGGGAUAAUGUUGGGAAUGGCAAGCGCUGUACAAACAGUGUGCGGACAGGCCUAUGGAGCGAAGAAAUACUCGUCAAUGGGCAUAAUUUGCCAGAGAGCAAUCAUCUUGCACCUGGGUGCUGCAGUGCUCCUCACCUUACUGUAUUGGUACUCCGGUGCUGUCCUCAAAGCAAUUGGUCAAUCUGACAGCAUUGCAGAGCAAGGCCAAGUCUUUGCUAGAGGAUUGAUCCCUCAGCUCUAUGCAUUUGCCAUCAGCUGCCCAAUGCAGAGGUUCCUCCAAGCUCAGAACAUUGUCAAUCCACUGGCUUUCAUGUCUGUGGGGGUGUUUAUCAUCCACGUUAUUCUCUCAUGGGUUGUCAUCUACGUUCUUGACUAUGGUCUCAUUGGAGCUGCCCUCACUCUCAGUUUCUCUUGGUGGCUGCUCGUUCUUGUAAAUGGCCUUUACAUUCUUCUCAGCCCUUCUUGCAAGGAUACUUGGACAGGUUUCUCCACCAGAGCUUUCAAAGGAAUCUGGCCUUAUUUCAAGCUAACCAUGGCUUCUGCUGUUAUGCUCUGUCUGGAGAUUUGGUACAACCAAGGUCUAGUUCUUAUAUCGGGUCUUCUCCCAAACCCAACAGUCUCACUGGAUUCAAUUUCUAUUUGCAUGAAUUACUUGAAUUGGGACAUGCAAUUUAUGUUAGGCCUAAGUGCAGCAGCCGCUGUUAGAGUGAGUAAUGAGCUAGGGGCAGGACAUCCAAGGGUGGCCAAAUUUUCAGUAUUAGUGGUGAAUGCAACAAGCAUUAUUAUUAGUAUAUUUUUCAGUGCAAUCGUAUUGAUAUUCAAAGUUGAGCUAAGCAAAGCCUUUACAAGUGAUGCUGAGGUUAUCGAGGCAGUUUCUAACCUGACUCCCCUGCUUGCAAUCUCUGUUUUUCUAAAUGGCAUUCAACCCAUUCUAUCAGGUGUUGCCAUUGGAAGUGGAUGGCAAGCUGUUGUGGCUUAUGUAAACAUAGCCACAUACUAUGUGAUUGGUCUCCCAAUAGGGUGUGUUCUCGGCUUCAAAACCAGUUUAGGAGUAGCAGGUAUCUGGUGGGGGAUGAUUAUUGGUGUUCUUCUACAAACAGCUACUCUGAUUAUUCUCACAGCCAGAACAAAUUGGAAUGCAGAGGUUGCAAAGGCUGUUGAACGGCUGAAGAGAUCUGCUAAUGAGGAGGCACUAGACUUAGUUGCAGGCGUCUAAAGAUGCUUUUACUGCCUCCUAACAUUUUUGCUUCUUUCGUGGUGUCUAGAGUCAAGGACAACAUUAUUUUGAGUAUUACUUUCUUUACUUUUGAAUUAUCUUGUGAAUUAAAAAACAGAAGGUUUUCUGGCGGUUUUUUUUUCUCUGCAUACCAGCUGACUAUAUUCCAAAUCAAAGAAUAACUAAAUC